This is a messenger RNA of Xyrichtys novacula (pearly razorfish), 31886 nucleotides long. NCBI's taxonomy places the organism in Eukaryota, Metazoa, Chordata, Actinopteri, Labriformes, Labridae. The record is from the annotation of a GenBank genome assembly.
GGAGCCGGCGAAUUACAAACUCCAGUUAAGUGGCGCACCGUCCUCCUCCUCCUCCUCUCCUCCUCCUCUUCCUCCCCAUCUUUCACCCAGAGUCAACCCAGGCGUUAGAGGGGAGCGCAUCCUCACCGUGCAAGCCCCGUGGGAAUCAGAGAGCAUCUCUGUGAGGCUGUCAGCGCCAAAAGCGGCUGAGCUCUGCGGUGUAAGAGGGGAGGGAAACAUAUAGACAAAGAGAGUGAGGGGAGGGAGAUGGGUCCGGAGACGCUGAGGCAUCCGUGAUUGUGAACUAAACGGCGGUAAAGUUGUUCAGCUCCGCUCGGAUCUUUUUCUCCAGGUCGUUGAGGUGAGUUUCUCUCAGCUGCAGCCCAGAUGGUGCAUGUCUUACCUGGUGCAUGAUGUGGACUGUUGCAAACAUCUGUCCUAGGCAUUUUUCUUAGAUGUGCUGAUAAGUGACACGACAUCAGUUGUUUAUUGCAUGAUCCAGCGGUUACCUGCAUCAUACUAAAGACUGAGCAGUUUGUGUGACUUUUUCUCAUGUGGGUUUAUUAAUUAUUCUGUUGCAUAAAAUUCGUAAAACAAGCAGUGCUUUAAGAUCACGCUGUAAGGUACAAAUCCACUGUGAUUUAUGAAAUUCUCCACUCAAGGAAACACUGGAAAAUACCUUGUAGGCUUAUCUUAGCAGAUAUGCUGUAAUUUAAUUCUGACUAGAGUGCUAUGAGACAAGAUAAGCCCUAUGAGAGGAGGAAAUCUGCUCUCUUCUCCUUUCUCACUCUCACUUGUCCGCCUUUCUCCAGCUUUUUCCUCUCACCCAGUCUCUCUAAUCCCCCUUCUCGCAACCCUCACUCUCUGCCUGCCUCUGUCUCUCUGUCAGCUCUAAUAGCACAGGGAGUUUGCAACAGCAGACUGCUUCACUUCUGAUACUCCUCUCUGCCUUUGCUCAGACUCGACUGCCUUUCAGAUGUCCACCCUGUCUUCAACAGCUGUCACCUUGCAUGAUUAAUAUUCCACAAAGUGUUACAUAACACGUCAGAUAGUUUUUGAUGCUGUGGCUGCAGGCCGAUGUUAUCACCGCUUGUCUGAUAAUCAAUAUGUGAAUGUGUGACAGAGCAAUUACAGUCUACUUAAGUGUUAUGGACCUUACUGUGGUCAAAUCAUUAGUGUCAGAUCUGUCACAGUCACUGUACACACGUUAACAUGUGAAGGUGAACAGUCUCACACACACACACACUCUCACAAAGUCAGAGGUCAUGGCUAUCGAGCUCUGAGAGGAUUGAUUGUGUCAGUGUGGAGAGUAAGAGCAGGCUGAGAGGAGCCUUGGAAUGAUUGUAAGAGAUCUCACACUGCCUAACAAUCAAUUAUGACUAUUCUGGUUUGAGUUUGUCAAUAAUUUGAUUUGCAUACAAUUUUCAGGGCAUUUGAAUCACUUUGUUUCAAGGGCUUCAGCCUCCUAUUAUGGCAUAUUUACAGUCUUAUCAGAGAUGGCUGCAUCUUUUAAAUAUAACAUUGUGAGAAUGGUAAAAUUCAUGUCAUAAGAGUGAAAGAUGUUCUGUGGUUCAAUUUGUAGAGACUGAAGAAAUGUUUCCUCAAAAGAAAGACCCUAAACUGUUCUCAGUAGAGGUACACUGAUCAUUUGCCCCGGCUGAUUAUCAGACUAUCUGUAUCUGCCUUCUAGUUGACUCUGCACUUAAAAUAUCACAAAAAUCUUUUCUAAACAAAAAAAUGUUUUUUCCAAUCACAGAUGACAGUUACUGACCAUUAUCUCAUACAAAUUCUGUCAUAUUGUGUAAAAUAAUUCAGUUUAAUGUUGCUCCUGGUGUAAAUACCUGUCACGGUCUGAAAUCUGUGGCAAAAAUCUAUCUAAAACACCCAGCUGGUUAAGAUAUCAGAUUUUUAUUUUUAUGCGCAUAAUGGAUAUACUGUAAAUAUAACUUCCUUUUAAAUUCAAACUCAAAUAUUUACCUUUUAUUUUUUAAAUUUCUCAAUAUCGGCAGAUAGAUCAAUUGAAACCCCAGAGCUCUCCAUAGUGAUGUUUAACUAAGCCAAAUAUUUCACUUAUCUAAUAAAAUACUAGUUUAAACAUAUCAAUGCUGUUUCUAAUCUUAUAGCUUGAUAGAAUUGUUGCAUUUUGUCAUAUGCAAAGCAAUAGAUACAACAGCAACAAUAUCGGCAUCAUAUAUCGGCCAACCUGCACUCACAUUAUCGGUAUCGGCAUCGACAGUUGACCCCUAUCAAAAGUGCACAACUUCAGCUCUGUUGCCAAUGUGUUUUGCCUUGUGGAUCUGUUGUCUUGCACCACUAUGUCUCACUGAAAGUCCCGCCCACAACACUACCUGAUUGGCUAGACAUCAACUGACAGUGUUACAAAACUGAACUAUAAGAGCAACUGGUUGGCUGUUCACUCCAGUAUAUUGAUACGAUUAUGAUGUUGAAAAACUUUUGAUUGUCAGUUUCAAAUGUUGAUAAUCACUAUUGGUAUCGGCCCUGAAAAAACAACAUCAGUCGACCCCUAUUCCACAUUAGUGCACUGCACCAAUGCAAUCCGUUCAGGGAUCAAUAACCUAUCUAUAUAUCUUCAGGCUCAAUAAGUCAGCUGUCAGUCUUACUACUGUUAGGGAUUCCCCUCCUCUCCAAGAAUCCUUCCUGGAUCCAGUAACACAGUUUGAAGGAAAAAAUUCUGUCACCUCUGGCAACAAAUCAGAAGCUGCUUCUUAGCUGGAAAUCCUGCACAGAGUCUCAACUCAGUGGUUACAGCAGUAGGAAUCUUGCACAUCCUCUGUCACUGUCAGUGUCAUCUGCUGUCAACCGUAACAAGCAUCUGCUGCUCCCCACUGCAAACACACACCGCCAUGCACAUACUGAAACUCAUCCUCCUACAGUCCACCUUCACCCACUUCAAUUUCUGCUGCACGCACCUGCCCUGCUGCCCUGAUCAUGUCGGUUUCUACGUGCGCAGCUCGUUUCUGUGUGCUUCAGCUAAAAAUAAUCACCAGCAGCCAAACACACACAUGGAACAUGAAUUAUGGAAGAAAGACAGAGGCACAGAGAGAGAGAGAGAAAGAGAGGCAUUCAGGUCAGAGUCAGACCCAGUUCCGAGAGCCCCUUUCCCCAAGGAUGAUACUACCAGACCACUGCAUUAAUAUUCAGUUAGUACCAUCUAACACAUCAGAACUGUGGUCGCCCGUUAGCUUACACUAACUGAACUUAAGGCUAGCUGAGUUGAUGUGCUACCUCUGGACUAUACGGGCCUGAAACUGAAUCUACUUAUCCUGAAGUUAAAUAUACAUGCAGUACAGUGUUUUAAGUGUAAUGUUAAUAAAUUCAAGGCUUUGCUGAAGUAUCUGUCAGCUGUUUCCUGUAAACCUUCUAAGAGGGUUUUUUAUGUUUUAUUGAUAAAGUAGACUGCUGUGACAGUGAGUCGUUGAUGUGAAGAUCAAUCCUUGAAUUAUCUUUCCAUUAAAUAUGGAGCAACAGUCUCCAGGUAUUUAGCUGAGUUCAGCACACCUGAAACUGAAAAGCUAGCCUGGAUAUAUUUAGCAUAUAAGCUUUUACCUUAUAGAGCUGGUAAAGUAAUUUUUCAACAUUUAAAUGUGGUUGAAAUCAGCUUAUUUAGUGUCAGCCUUUAUUAUGUGAAAGGGGCUGAUAUAGGACAUAUAAGUGAUGACUGAUUUUUGUUUUAACUACAUUGACAAUGGCUGUGGCAAUUCUUACAGUUAGCUCUCACAGUUUAACUUAUUAGUCGUUGAAAGAUUCACAAUGAGACCCCCUGUGUCCGAAUGGCAAUUUCUUCACCAGGAUAGUGCUGUACGAUAAAACAAUAACGACAAAUAUCGAAAAUGAAUUUCCCUCAAUAUCGAUAUAAAACACGGUCAGUAUGCUUUUCUAUAGUCAGCAUUCUGCCAUGUUUUGGUAGACUAUACAAAUAGCCAAUGAAAAGGGGAGUUGCUCUGGGUCCGCUUCGUGCUGAACCAAUCGUGCUGAAUUAGAACACAGUACACAAACGACUGCAUAGUAGCAGGCUGCAGCUACAUGCAACCAUAACACUUCAACACGUGAAGCUGACAGCACUGUCAGUGAGAAAAAAAGAAAAUGAGUGUUACCCUCGGCAGAAAUGCAGAUGAAGGCUCAACAGAUAAUGACAUCGUCAAUACAAAAGGUUACAAAAGGUUACAAACCCAGAGCGGAGCAAGGAGCCCAUGGUGCCUGUGCAUCCGAAACAGCCAACCAUUCAGUCCACUUUCUCUAGCGCCACGCCUUACGACAAAAUACAGUAGCUUGUCUUAUUGCAAAAGACAUGCUACCAAUAAGUACUGUUAAAUUUCAUUUUUUAUAUCGUGAUAUUUAUAUCGAUAUCGACUGAUAUGGAAAAUAAAUUAUCAUCUCCAAGCCCUACACCAGGAUUUAACAGCCAAAGACGUAGCAUGUAGAAUUCAGCAGCACCUAGCAAGCUUGGUAGAAAUCAAAUACAGUAUCAGUAAGUUUAUUAUCUAUGAUUCUACCGAAACCCAAAACAAACAAAAUAGUAACAUUUGGGUUUUUGUGUUUAUUAAUAAGUGGCUGCCUGUAAUGCAUUAGUUUAAGUUGGAGAAGAAGAGAGUCGAUUUUGUGUUAAAAAUGUGCAUCAAUAGAUUUUUUUGGGCGGUUAAAACUUGACAUGAAGAUUCAUAUUCAUCAUACACCACAGGAGCUCCUUGACCACUGCCGCCUUACUGACAGGGGUGAGCAAGGGAGCUUUAUAAUCAAGAGUCUCACCAUGAGAUGUUGCUAAAUAUUCUAAUUUGUUCACAUUGGGACUAGUUUAAUGCGCAAAACUUUAUAUUAUAAGUGAUGUAACUGAUGAAGCUUUGGCCUCAUCUUCACCGUUGCGCUAGAUUAGCUGGUAGUUGGUGUGAGUGGCCAUUUCCUACACGCUAACGGCACCUCUCUGCCUCAUAACGCCUCUUCAGAAAAGUGAUACCACAGAGACUACAUCCAUGUCUUAUGAAGUCUUUGAGUAUAUUGUGCAUGAGUUGCUUGCACACCCCCACAGCUGAAUAAUCAUAGGUCUUAGCUAUGUGUUUAGGUUAGAGGUGGAUAGAUAUUACAUCUAGGCAUGAGAGUCUGUGUGCCAUUAGGAGCUUCUAAAGGAGCUAUAAAGGUGCAUGUAACUUGUCUCCAAAAGGUGCAAUUAAAGUGGAAGGAGGGCACAGAUGACGUCAAUCAAACUGAGUUUGUACCCGCCCACAUGGCCCUGAUGAAAGUUUUAAUCUAGCAGAAUAAUUAAAAAUGCCAGAGUGGGAGGGUUGAUGGAUGUUUUGGGCAUUUAAAGAUCCGGGGAGAGAUCCCUUGUGACACAUUCAGAUAUUACUGUGUGAUAUUGACCACAGCUUGUGUUUACAAACGAGGAAUCCUCUACAGCUGGAAUGACUGGAGUAAAUCACAUGUAGCCUGUAGUUUAAUGUCUCUGAAGAAUUACAUCAGACUCAUUAUGGAGGCAGGUAUCUUCAGGCUUUUAUUGAGGCUUGAUUUGAACUCAUUUGACAUUAUGAGGGCAGAAAUGUUUGUGUCAUAGCGAUUAGAUGCUUGUCAGUAUUCUAUUUGGGGACUGUGAACACUAUACAGCCAGUGGAAACCUGAGGAGAAACACAGGCAUUUGUUCUAGUUACUCAGCAGGGCACACUGUAUAUGUUUGUGUGUGUUUGAGUGUGUGUACAUGCUUUUGUUUCAGGAAUGUGCACAUGUAUUCAAUCACAUGUUCUCAGUUACAUGUUUGGAUGCAUAUUUGUGUGUGUUUGCACUCGCAUGCACAGUUGUGUGUGUAUUUGGGGACCUUGUGUAGUAGUUUGUGGCUCCAGAGUACUGACCUUGAACAGUUUGAGCACUGUCUGCUUAGUCAGGGUUACUGCACCUGCUCAUGUCAAAGCGAAUAUCCUGCAGCAUCUACAAAUCUGUACAAAUAUCUAUCUAUAAAUCUGUUUAUAUGUGCAUGCACCAACGCAUCAAUCUGUUUAUAAUAUCACUUUAUGUUUUUUUCUCUUUGUCUCUCUCUUCAGUGUGUGAUUUUAAGCAUGAGUAACAUCUACGAGUCUGCAGAGGCCACGCUGGGCUUCAUCAGCUCUCCAUGUCUGACCAAAGUGGAGCUGAGAGUGGCCUGCCGGGGGAUCUCAGAUCGUGACGCUCUCUCCAAACCGGAUCCCUGCGUGGUGCUUAAGAUGCAGUCACACGGGCAGUGGUUUGAGGUAUGCACAGGGAAGGGAUGGUGAAAGUCUAAAGGUGUGUUUUCACUUUAGACAGACUGCUUUAUGAGCAGAAAAUCAGAGCACAACGGCCACAUCGGCUCAAGUGUUUAUGCAGAUAUUUUACUUUGAGCAGUUUGAUACACUCCCAGGCUAAAUUCGACCCACUUUUCCCUCUUUUUAGAGGAAAUCCACAGAGUCCCAGGAAGUAAUUGGCACUGAUAUGAGUUACACGACUAUUUCCCCGGUUAUAUAACAUUACUGUUACCUUUCAGUGACCCUUUCUUUCUUCUCCAGCUCUGCAAAGUUAAUCCAACCUUUAGAGACAAUUUCAAUGAAAUACACAAACUAGCAAUUCAACAUAAUUUCCACUUCAUUUGUCCAUGACCCGGCACACCAAGCAGAGUGGCAUCAGAAGUGUCUCCAUCUCCUCUGCAGAUGAGUCACAUUAAUCUUUCUGCGAAGACAACACUCAAUUAUUGAAGCACAUCAGUGAAUUCAUAUUUGGAUGGUUGAUUGUGAGUAAUCAAGGACUAUGAUUGUGCCGCUCACCUACUCACGCUGGAUUGCAGAAAUAAUGGAUGCUAAUUGCAGCAGAAGGCAACCAAAAUGACAACUUUUGUAGACAUGCAUGUGGAGCGUGAAGAAUCCAUCCAAAACCUUGGAGUUGGGACAGAAAAGCUGCACCAGUUGAGCACCAAACUCAUUUCUCUCAGCAUGCAGUAGCAGGCUGAUUAUAAUCCAACAGAUGGAGACAACAUCUCCCAAAGACAGAUUUCAUAGCGAGCUAAAAAUUGGAAGAUAAAAUUGAGGAGAAGUGUUUUACUUUUCUUUCUCCUCCAGGACUCGACCUGCUGUUUCAGAAACUUCAGUUGGAAUCUCCUUGUUGAAUUAUUAAAACACAUAUUAGCUGAACUUUGGGUGGCAGAGAAUGGAGAUAAAUCUGAAUGAAGCAGGUCCUUAUCUGUCUGUAUUUCUCAUUCCUUUUAUUCUGAGAAGAAUGACAUAUGCUGCGAAUCUAUCUUUCUUUACACACACCCUCACACAUCUAGUGCUUAAGUGACCUGCAAUAACAGACACUCAUGGACAGAUUCACACAUUCACGCAGGCAUACACUCAACAUAUCACAUUCACACACUCCUAUUCCACAGAGGCUGCAGAUCAGGUGCAAAGAAAGAAGUGCAGCAUUACACCGUCUGUAGAGAUGCCACACAGGCUUUUUGCACAGAUAAGUGGUGCAUGUAUGUGUGUAUGAGUGUGUGUGUGUGUGUUGAUUUAAGCCCCUCUUUGGGAGUGUUGGAAUGGACAAAUGUUAUCACUAUCCAUCAGACUCAGAGGCUCUUAAUUGGAUAAUCUCUCAGAGAAAGUGCUUAAGCCACUGGGCGUGUGUGUUUUCCUUUAAUGAGAUGCCAACCUAUUGAGGUAAGUGUCAAAAAAAGGCCAAAUCUGUUUGUGUUUCCCACUCUGAUGAUAUGCCAUUGCCUGUGCUGCAUGUGUGCCAAAGGGUUAUCAACAAUAAGAGACCCAGUUGUUGCUGCUUGUGUUGAAUUUGUGUUGUCAGUGGCGCUGAGGCAGACUUUUGUUUGGCUUUUUCUUGCUUUUUCUUGCUGUGACAGGCGGCUGUAGAAAAGAAAAUGUGAGAUCAAUGUUGUGACUACAGGCGCCUCUCUGUUGAGUCAGAGCGUUUGUAGGAUUUAAGCCAUCAAAAAAAAAUCUAUAUCCCCCAAUUCUGGAGUCCGAUAAGCGUAAACAAUGUGGUAAUAGUAUUUGUGAUAAUUGCUGCGAUUCUGAAAAGUCUGCAGAGGUCCUUAAUCAAUGCACAGAGACAACAAGCUGAAUGUGAAAUGAAGUGAAAUGAAGGCUUCAUACCUCAGCUGACUUUUAACUACAAACUCAUCUGACAAUGAAGCUCCCCACUGUACAAUAGAAGCUCUGUAAUUAUUCCUUCACACAUUCAGGCUUUUACUGUAGCUAAAAAGUAAUAAAGCGAUGAGUAACACGUUAUUUUAAGAUCUUAUGGAUUUUCUCUUCCAUGUAAGUGAUUUAAUCUGACUGAAAGAGACCAAAGCACUCUGGGCAUGCUCCACAAUUAACACGCCAGAAGUUGAGCAUAUAUGCAUUGUUUUGGAGACGUGUAGUAAAGACGACCUGAUAGAUAGAAGUUGAAGGGCGCAUAUCACCUCUGACUGUAGCAAAGUAGGGAUGGGCGAUAUGGUUUAAAAACUAUCUCACGAUACAAUUUGCCAUUCUGGUGAUAACGAUAAAAGUCCCGAUAAAAAUAUUGUAAUUCCAAUUAAUAUUUUUGACUUAUUUUGUCUUGAGAACACCCGUUGGAGUAGUCAAAUAAGAUACUUAACCACCAUGUUCGUUUGUUAUUCUGCUCUGUGUGGGCUAUGGCUGCGAGUCCGUCGCUCGCACUUAUGUCAUCACCUUGAAUUUAUCGUAUUUAUCAUGAGAUGGCAAAAAUUUCUCAUGGAGGAUUUUUCUGACGAUAUAUCGUGAAUGAUAAUUUAUUGCCCACCCCUAUAGCAGAGGUGGACAUAAUUUUGUCAAUAAAUCGAUUCUUGCCCUGUUCUUAUGAAAUGGGACGGACACUAAAUCGCCUGAUGGAGCUUUAAUUGUAGCUCGACUUAACUAUGCUUCUAAAUGUACCAGCUAAGUCUUCAUCCAUGUUUAAUACAGUGUAUGCAUGGUAGCGGCUCAUUCAUUCAUGUUUGGUUUUACAUGAGAAGUCAGUUCAAUUAACGGAUGCAUGCAGUCACAGGCUAAAUAAUGGAGUUUGUACACUGAUUUAUGGAGUUCUCCUCAUUUUCCUCAUGGACUCAUUAAUCACACUUUGAGAAGCCCAGGGUUAAGUUGGAGUGUGUGUUUAUUCACUCUUGUCUGUGUGUGUAUGUGUGUGUUUGUGUGUGUGUGUUUUCAGGUAGACCGCACAGAGGUGAUUCGCAGCAGCAGCGGUCCGGUCUUCUCCAAGAUCUUCCUGGUGGAUUAUUACUUCGAGGAGGUGCAGAGGCUUCGCUUUGAGCUGCAUGACAUCAGCUCUGGGAACAACGGCCUACGUGAUGCCGACUUCCUGGGAGCCAUGGAGUGCACCUUGGGCCAGGUCAGUGGCACAUGCUGUAUCCCCUCAUCCUUGAUACGGACCAGAAUGGUUGCAACAUGUUGAGCUCUUUGCUGUCUGUGUACUUUUCAGUGAAAUAGAGAUUUCCUCGAAGUCUGUGCACAAGCUAAAUGAUGCAUGACGUUGACAUCUGCUCAUCUGAACACAUGUUUGAGUGCAUUUAGUAGAGAGUAGAGAAAAAAGAUGACAUGAGCAUGUCAGUGCAGGUGAAUGCAAGGCAGAAGAGCAUACAUGUGCAUGAGUAAGUACAGCUGAACUGAUCCUCUGUAUGUGUUAUUUUUAGUGCUGUACAACACUUUGGUCUGUUCCAGAUUAUUGCAUGCAACCUGCAUGCACUGCAGGAUGGAUUAUUAAUCCUUGUAGAGUGCAUUUAGCCUGCUGGGAUAUUAAAUGUAGGAAUCAGGUAAUGUGACUUUAAUUGUAAGGCAAGAGAGCAACUUUAAAUUGGAGGGGAAAACUUUAGUCGUGCUGGGAAUCCUAAUGUGUUUCUGUUUCGCCUGAGGUUGCCGAUUGUCGCUUUCUGCAUUUACACAGAGCUGCUGCUGUCCUUGAGUCCUUGGUUGGAGAAGUCCAGAGGGUGCUUUGAAUUAUGUUUUCAGGGCACAUUUGUAUUUGCAUAUGCUAAUAACUACGGCCUUGUUUCUUACUUAAUGGUGUUUUGCCUUUCUUAAUGCCGGAGUUGUAAUCAGUAUUUUAAGAUUUGUUGUACGCACUUGCUUCAGGAAUAUUGAAAACGCAUUUGAAGUGAAAAUCUAAAUUGCAGCAGUGCUCAUUAACAAGCGGAGCGAGUUGAUUUCAGGAAAUUACAAACUACAUCACAGUGAGUGGGAGCACUACAGGGGGAGACAGGGAGAACAAAGAGUCCAACACGCUCUUAAGUGUUUGUUUCCACUUCUCAUUGUGGGAGAGGCUAUCAGCAGCAUAAAGCCGGUGGAUUUACAACACUGGUGAGGAGGGAGAUAAUUGACAAAGAAAAAAGGGGAUUUAAAAGGCGAGAGUCGGGGAGGUUUUGAAGCUAUAUUACAACAUUUUACGAGUCUUGAUACGGUCUGUCUGAGCCUUUGCUUGGAAAAAUAUAGCAAUAAUCUUGAUAUGAAAGCACAAAAGGCGCUGUUUAAGUAAGUGACGGCAGCCUUGUGCCAUUUGCUGCAGCUGUACUCUAUCAUUAAUCUAUUUACAUGUGCAGAUGCAGCCCCCCCAUAGUGUUGUCAUUGCUGCUACAUGCACCCAGCAGGAGAAAUGCUGCAGAUGCAUUGUGUCAGCAGUAUCGACACAAACACAGCAUGUAAGCAGUUAUACAAAACAUGGGUUUGAAUAAGCUCUUAUUAGCAUUUAGGGUGUAUGUUAGCAGUGGCUCACAUGACUUUGAAUAUACAAUGGAGCCACUGAGAUUUAGCCCCCUGUAGGGCUUUAGUAUGGGGUCUCAACAGUUAUUUAGAUAGCUGCGGAGCAUAUUUGAGCGUUGAGCAGCUAAAUAGACACAAAUAUUUCUCAGGAGGUCUCUUUAGUGCCUGAGGCAAGGUCUUCUGAGAGGGUAACAUCGGAUGCUUGUUUGGUUGGCUAGAAAAGGCAAAGCUGCUAAUGAAUGCUAAUGUGGCUUUUUAGCCGCUUUUUAACAAAGUAGUUCCACUAAAUUAUAAGUAAUAUGUCAGUGUUGUGAUGACAAGUUUUCUCCUGCUGCCUCCAAACGGCUAAAAAAUAAAUGAUCGAUAGUUUGAUGCUCCUGGACGAGGCUUGAGUUGUUUAUAAAAGGAGGGAAAAGUGUUUUUAGACGUUCAGAGAAUCUCUACUUCUGAAAUUUUAAAACAACUCUUUCUCAUACAUAUCUCUCAUAGCGUGAAGUCAUCCCUGUUGGAUAAGGCAGGUGAUAAGCAGGGUGGGGAGAUAAGAGUCUUGGGAGGCGGGACGUAUCAUCAAAAGCAUGCCGCUGACGCCCUAAUGUUUACAGACAGAUGCUGCAAUGAGAGUUUUUGCAUUUAUAUCAGAGCAACAAAUCCCCUGCUGCAUCCCCUAAUCUCACACAGGUAAGGUUGGGGUGAAAAAUUUGACUGUUUGCACUCACACCCUAAAAAUUAGAGGACUUUUAUAGGAGUUUUGAGUACAGCUAAAACAGACAAACAACAAAAAGAUGAGAUAAAACGGUUUGUCCACAGGGGGCACAUAAAGCUGAAAUCUACUCUACGCUUAAAGUGUUUUAAUUGGGACACUAGUGGUAUUGUGGCCCAAGUAAGUGCCCCAUAUACUGAGAAUAUGCCUCACAUGGACAGCCAGGGUCAAGGUCAGAGGUUAGGCGUCUCCUCUCGCACAUGUUACUCCUCCACCCUUCCCCUAUUUCCUGCUUUAUCCCAUAGACUGUAUAUUGAAUGGACGCCGUCUGCCUCCUCACUGGGUGAAGCCACUCCUAGAACAGCACCCUCUGGUGACGGACUGUAGUAUAGGUCAUAAAUCCCACCUCCUCCAGCAAUCCCUAUGGAGCUGUGGACAAACUUUAGAAGUUUAUUACACAGAACAUACAUUUUUCUCCCCCCUGGUUGUGAUGUUGACACGUAGUUACUGUAAGACUGGUUUGUGCCCAAGUCCUCUUUUUUCUGUGCAGCUCCAUUUUUAAAAGUUAUAAGGGGGUUCAUGUUUUCUGUGAUUGACACUUGAUACAGCCUAUGGGUGUAAGAGGAUUGCAUAGCUCGCCUGGGGGAUACGCUUCUUUAGCUGAGCUUCAUCACAGCGACUCUCCCACCAAAUGCGUACAACACUACUGUGCAAGUGGUGGAGUGCGUACAACCUUACUGCGCAGUGUUGGUUUCAGAAAGUGGAGAAAAUCCCUUCAAAUCAGUUUACUGACGGAAGAUGGAGGUCAAUGGUUUAUCCACAGUCCAAUCCUCCCCAGUUAACACAAAAAGCCUAAAAAAACAGCUUUUGACAGCUUGCUGAGCUAACAACCUGCUAAACAGGCGAUUAAUUCAAUUCAGCAGCUUAUUUGAUAGUGAAGUAAAUUGAUAUGAUUAAAAAGAAGUGGAAAACGAGGCGUUACAUCUUGUUUCCACUCACAGAGACUAUUUCCUUUAUCUCAGUUGCUUGAUUGGGUUCAUACGAUUAAAAAGGGCACGAUUAUCAACGCUUUGUGAAUCUGAGUAAUGAUAUCCUGCUAAAACAUGGUUUCAUGUUUUAUAUGUCAGGUUGUUAGUCACAUGUAGAACCAAAUUAAAGAGGAGGACCCGUGUGCAGUUGACGGUUUAUUAUACAGAAGAUAAGAGGAAAAUAAUUAUAAUAAAAUAAGUCCAGAAAAAGUGUAACAAAAUCACAUAAAGACACCUGGAUAACCAGGAGGAAGCAUGGACAGGUUGAUAAUGAUCUGACACAGGAGGGAGGAAGCGCAGAGACUAAAUACACACAAGGGUAACGAGCAAAGCGAGAACAAACCACAGGUGCAAACAAGGCAGGUACACAACCAGGAAGGCAGGGAAACAGAAGUUAAACAAGACUGAACACACUCAGAGUCAGAAAUACUAAAUAAAACGGUUAAUACUAAACAAACUUAACCUUCCAAUGUUGUCGUAUUUAUUUGUCUGUCCUGGCCCUCACUGUAACCAGAUUUUUCCUUCACCCUGCUCAGAAAAGUGAAAGGUGAAUAGAGUCAAAGAGAUGGCAGAUACAACCGGUGAUACCAUCAAAGAGAAAAUUACAUUUGACAGGAACAGAGAGAGGUGACUCAACUGUGCUGCUUUAUGUCCACUGAGUGUGUAAAAAGGCAGAGAGCUAACAUAAAGAAAAAGUGCCAGGUGACGGCGGGGUGACACUAACAGGGCGGGCUGUCUGAAGGGAGACGCUGCGUGGGUUUAAUGCGGGCUGCGUGUCUUUGUUUCAGAUCGUCUCUCAGAGGAAACUGACCAAAGCUCUACUCAAGCAGGGAAACACUGCGGGGAAGUCUUCCAUAACGGUAUGACGGUGUUUCCAAAACGUCAAUCACACACACACUCAUAGACACACAAACACAAACACUCAAAUCAAGCAUGCACUACCUCUUGCACUCAGACACUCUGUGGAUAAUUAAUUUGACGAUGUUGCCUAUUCAGUCUGCUCUCUUCCUCAUUUCCAUCUCAUUUUCUCUCACCCCCUUGAUCUACUUUUCCUCUUGCUGCCUCUCUUAACCUCCUUUCCUUCCUUCUUCCCUUCCUCCUCCCCCACUCUAAAGGUGACAGCAGAGGAGUUGUCGGGAAACGACGAUUAUGUCGAACUCUCCUUCAGCGCUCGUAAGCUGGACGACAAGGUUUGUGCAGCAGCGUGAGAAAGGCUGUGUGUCUUUCUUUAAACAUGAGAGGAAUUAAUGUUCAGGAAAUGGGAAGAGGCAGGUGUGUGUGUGUGUGGGAAGGAAAAGCCUGUGGGUGGGUGGGGGGGCUGUGGGAUUUAGUGAUGAAGCAACUGGCGCAUAAUACACAAGAGUGCAAUCUGGCGUUAGGAGGCCUGCUGAGAUAGGUGGCCACCCUCUCUCCCCCAAUAACCCCCGCCCCUCUAUCUCAACUCACAUAGAUAACUAUAUUAAUUUUCAGCCUCCACACACUUACACACACAGAGAGAGAGAGCCACGGAUGACUAACCCAAACAAGUUAUGCCUUAGGGAAAAGAGGGUAAGGAGGGUAAAUUAGAGCGGACAGGGAGGGGGAUGCAUAAAAGAAAGAUGAGAGAAAAAAGGGUGAAACAGGGUGAAAAGAUGAUUCUGUUAGUGUGUGAAUGAUUUAUACUGAUCAAAAGAAGCUCUGAUGCAACACCUCACGUGUGUGUGUGUUUUCCCCUCUGAAGGAUUUCUUCAGCAAGUCAGAUCCUUUUCUGGAGAUUUUCAGAAUAAACAAUGAUGGGACUGAGUCGCUUGUUCACAGAACUGAGGUAAUAAAAUUCACAGAAAAACACAUUUUAUCACCUACUGAUGCGUGUCAUUGAUACAAGAUGUUGUUUUCUUUACUGAUAGACGGUCAUGAACAAUCUGAGCCCAAACUGGAAAUCCUUUAAGGUUUCUCUGAAUACUCUCUGCAGUGGGGACCAGGACCGAGAGCUAAAGGUAAAUCGUUCAAUACCAACAUCAGAGCAUCGUCAGUUUAGUCAUUUUUGACUUUCACAAUUUUAGUAUAGUUGUAGUCCUGGAAAGUUCAGAACAUUUCUGUUUUAGUGAUAGUGUUUUAGUUCAUAAAAAGACAAAAUGCGGUUGUAAUGUUUUCUGUGUUCACACUAAAUCAGCUCAUCAAUCAAAAGUUGGUAUCAAGGUUGUACCAAGUGCUUGUACCCCUCUUUUGUGGGCUGGGCAGGUGGAGUUCCUGACUCAGCCCCUAAUGUACCAAAAAAAACCCUGAAACACCCUAGGCAGGCAUGGUAAACAGACACAGAGAGAGACACAUGGAGGCAGAGAGGAUUCAUCCCCUCAGAGCAUUUAUUACAAGAGAUAAAAUUAACACUGCGCCCUUGAACUAACUCCCCCUAUUAAAGGAGUGCUUGUAGUUUGAGUACAGAUUGGAGACAAGGCGGGCAGAUAGCACAAAUAUAAAACAUCCCAUGGCACGCCUUAAACUUUAUGUCCAGUUUUCACCUCGUUGAUGAGAGUUUUUGCCAUCAGUGUUUGCUGAUCUUUUUGCCAUGGCUCGCCGUUGUUCCACAUUCAUCAUGAAAAGAAGGUCAAAGCACAUUUAUCGUCCCAUUUUUAUGAACAAGAUUAAGCUAGGUAAAAGCAGGCAACAUUAAGGGAUGGACGAUGUACCCAAAUGUGACGUUUAAACAUUUAAAACGCCCCCUACUGUUUGGUUGUGGUUUGGGAUGAAGCCUGCCCCCUACAUGUAAACUGAUGGGACAUGGAUCAGACUUUUUUGUCAAAUAGAUUUUUUACUAACUCUUUUUUUGUUGUUAUAAUUAUCUUAGGACUGAAACAAUUCCCCCAGAACCUCGAUUAUAACAAAUGAUCGAGGAAUUUUCAAGCACUCAAUUAUAAGCUGGGGCUUUUCUUCUGCAGAGCUCCAGUCGCUCAUUAGCAAUUCGCCUCUGAGUCGUGGGCGGAGAAAGCACUGCUCUGCACACUCCUGUUCAUGCUAGCUUGCAGCCUAACAUUGCCGGUGUAGUAGCAGAAGUAGGUAACAUAGGAACUACUCAGCUCUUAGGCACUAAUGUCUUUAGAGACAUGAUGAAAGUUAAUAUCAUAAUUAGCUUUCUUACGAGGCACUGCAAUAUGCUAACACACAAGCUUGUCCUCUGUAUCUCCGAGUCUGGCCUUCAUUGCGGGGCUCCAGGGUUGGAGCUUGGAUUUGUGACAUAGGAAAUCUCACUGUAUUUCAGUCUGCCAUUUGGGUCUGAUUACUCGAGUAACCGAUGGAAUAUCAGGUAGAAUACUAUUACUAAAAUAUUCGACAGCUGCAUCUAUAGUUAUCAUCACACUGAUUUACACCCAGAUGCUCAGUUUCUAUUUUUACUCAGUAUUUGAUGGAAUAAAAUGGAGGAUAAUGCCAUGAUUGACAUUUCUGUUGACAAAUAUAACUCUUGGGGCAUGUGUGCGCUAGAUUAGUAGAGUAGAAAAGUAACUGAACGUUUCAUAACUGUGAGUGUCUGCCUCUGACUGACUGACUGAAGAAGCUGUUACACUGUAGUCUGGUCUGACCUGAACGAUCUUUGUUGGUGUCAAUAAGUUGAAUAUGUAAGCUAGUGCUUGACCAGCCAGUGUGAAAGGUCAGCAGAUGUCAUUGAGGGUAUUAUGGCCUCAGUUUUUUGUAAUUGGAGUUGAGGAGGACACAAAAUCCGUCCUUAAGUAAAGUCAAUAACGUCAAUACUCAAGUGUAGGUGCUGGUAUGAGGUAAAAACCCUGUGUCAGAGCAUCUCCUAUUGUGGGUCUUUUGAGUGGGUACAAAUCAUUUAGCGUGGAGGAAGGAGAGGGAAAAAGCGCCUAAAGUCCUGCAAAUGCAUCUCUGAUAGUGUUUUUUUAUCUGUGCAGCAAACUAAUCUAAAUGUCAAAUCUAAGCUUUGAUAAAGCGCCACAUACAAGAAAUAUUUACCUUAUUUAAGCAGAGCUAGAAAUCUGAAAACAGCCUUCAGCCUCUCUGUCUAUUUCCUCUCUUUGAGCCACAGGUUGAGUUUAGGUCACAUGAUCUCGCCUAUUUGAUAUGAAUAGCCUGAAUGAAAUUAUUAAAGAGCAAACGCUGUUGAAUACAUCCAACGUAAGGAAAACUUGUAUUAUUUCGCCUUGUUAUGUACUUUCAACCGGCUGGAUCAGUGAGUGGGUGCACUAUACGGCAGGGGUGCAUUCUUUGGCAUAACACCUGAGCUAAAACGAAAGCUGCCCAACAACCGCUCAUCACCGCAGUAUUUAAGCAGCCUCUUCCUGCGCAAUCCGACAUGAGAUGUGCUAAAGCUUUCAGAAACUCUAUCGGUGUGUUUAUAGCUGCAGACAUGAGGCCGUAUUCAGUUGUGCAAAACGAGGGCUUUAACACACACAUACACUUUCACAUACACACACAUACACACACAAGCUUGCCAUCAGCUGUGGUUUCCAGGGCUACCUGUUUGAAGCAUCAGAGUGCGAUAUGGCAGGAAAGAGAUUUCUAUUCAGACCAAUGCAUCCUUUUCACCAGCUCUUAACUGGCCGAUGCAUAAAUGUAUUACCCUCCUGUGUCGACUCUGUGCGUCUCCUCCUUUGUGCUCCUUCCUCACCUCCUUUCCUCACCUCGACACUUUUCUUCCCAUCCCCUCUCCAGCCGACGGUUAACAGGCACUGAAUGGAACAGCAGCUCUUCAUUUUUUCAUCACUCUCUCCCUCGCAGCUCUCGGCAAACCUGAAGUGGAAAGCACGGCUGCAGAGAGGAGCGCUUGUCUCCUCACACAGAAAUUACUGUCAAAACAAAAGACACACAUGGAAACCACAAAUGACCACAAAAGCAAACAGACACACACACACACUUCAGGUGCGGACACUCUGCAGCAUAAGUACAAGGCAGGAAAUAAGAGGAUUAGUGCGGGUCAUUGUUUUCAAUCAGACGUCUUAGGAUUGGUCGUGAUUGCUCGCCGCUGCAGAGAAAUCAAACACAAAGGUCACAAAGCUUAAUCGUGAAUUGGCUCAUUCACAACCACUGAACCCUCAUGAAAGGUGGAAGCAUUUCUCUGUGUAAAUGAGUGUCUCUAUUGACCGAGCGUAUCGAAUAUUAUCGAUCCCAAAGAGUCCGUGACUCAGCCUGGAUACUGAUGCUUUUUCUCACAAUCGGAAAUACUCCAAACUGUUAUCCUUUUGCAUGAAUAAACAUGAGCCCGCUGACCCGCACUCUUCACUGAUGAAGGAGGCCAUUUUUCUUGUCCACGAGCUCCUUAGAGAGAAACAAAGUAUUGCGCCUAAACACACACACACGCACACACACACAUAAAGCUGUCUCCUAAGCCACGUCCCUCUCAGCAUCCUCAGAUUAAUAUUUCACCGCUCCAUUGCCCCCCUACUAACACCGCCCUUAUCAAUCAUUCAGCAUGGCAUUUCCCUGCAUGCCACCAGCCCCUGUGUGAGCCACUGUGUGUGUGUUUAUGUGCGAGUUUGUUUAGGUGACAGUGUAGCAGCUGUGCUCUCAAACCUGAAGUGGAAAGCACGGCUGCAGAGAGGAGCGCUUGUCUCCUCACACAGAAAUUACUGUCAAAACAAAAGACACACAUGGGGAGUUUCAGACCACCUUUAAGGAGGUGAGAGCAGAGCAGGAGGGCAAACAGGUGAGCAGGAACACACGAAAAUGGACAAAUGUUCUUAUUGAUCCCUGACAAUGUUUAUGUUUACAGCAGGUCACAAAACAUAAAGAAAACAUGAUAAAAGUAACAGAGAGGACAAACAGAGGGAGGGUAAAUGGACACAAUAAACAGUGAUAAAACUGAUACAGACUUUCUCAUUUGAGAUGGAUGCUUGAGGUUAUGUAACAACAAUUUAAAAACACCAUGCAAAGAGUCAUGGUUCAUCUUAGUUCAAAUAGAGCAGACUCCACAGUAUAAAGGAACUAAAUGAAUGAAGUGGCAAACAACCAACAACUGAUUACUGGCAAUAUUUAUCAUCACUAAAGAGUAAAAAAAAGUGUCUAGGAGGCAUUGAACUGUUUGUGUAAGUUACAGGUUGUCUAAUAAUCAUUUCUGCCAGCUGACAAACGGAAAGCACGACUUCAUUGGGGAGUUUCAGACCACCUUUAAGGAGGUGAGAGCAGAGCAGGAGGGCAAACAGGUGAGCAGGAACACACGAAAACGGACAAAUGUUCUUUAUUGAUCCCUGACAAUGUUUAUGUUUUUACAGCAGGUCACAAAACAUAAAGAAAACAUGAAACGAAAAUUCAAGUUUAAUCAUGAGAUUUAAAUUUAAAAUAUGGCCAAAAAGAAUGAAAGUCAUGAGAAUUUUUUUUAAGUGAUUCAUGAUUAUGAAAAAAAAGGUCAUAGUUCAGAUCGAAAGUUAAUCUAUGAGGUAAAAAGUCAAUAAUAAGAUAAAAUGUCAUUUUCAUUAACACUAGAAAAGUUUCAAAUAUAAGAAAAAAACAAUAAAAUGAGAAUAAAAAAAGGUCAAAUGUUUCAAAUAAAAAGUCACUCUUUUGAAAAAGUCAUAAUUGAGAUGAAAACUCACAAACAUAAAAUAAUUAUAAUUUAAAACGAUAUAAAUUUUUAGAUUAAAAGUCACAAGUGUAAGAUAAAGUCAAAAAUGGUCAGAUUAAACAGUCAUAAUGAUGAUAGAGAUUAAAAUAAUUUGAAAAUUAUAAUUGUCUCAUUAAUUUGACUUUAAAUUCAAUAAGAAAACGACUUCAGAUCUCAAAAAUUUACCAUCUUCUUAUUGCUUUUUGUUCUGAUCAUUUUUACUUUUUUCAGAUAAUUUUUAUGACUUUUCAUUCUGUUUUAUUUUACUUUUUAUUCCAUAACUAUGAAAUGCUUACUAAGAAUUUUGACUGAAUAGUCUGAUUAUUUUAUUAGUUUUGUUUUUCUUCUGGUAGAAUCAGGCGAUCCUGUCAGACCCCAGUCCUUCCAAAGUCCCAAAAAUUAAACUCUGAAUACUUGUGCGAGUCAAGUGUAGUGAAGCCCAUAGAAGCAAAGAAAAUUUACACCUGUUUGUUCUUUUAUCCCUUAUUUCUCGGUCUUGCUCUGUGGAGCCUGCAACUCUCAGAGGAAUUAAUUCCUCCUGGGAUGGACAGUCACGCUGGACAAGAUUGAUCGGGCCUUCCUCAGAACUUAUCUGUCAAAGAUCUUUGUGAGAGGGAACUGCUGAAUGCCAAUUAUCCUGCUGGCUUCUGAAACGAGCAGGGACUGACUCUUAGACAGUUCGUUAAAUCGUAGAAGGUUCAAAAUAUGUGAAACAGUUUUACAACUUUGUUUUAUAAAAUCUUUGAUUCAGCUGAUUAGCUUUUUGAUGGUAUUUUGAACCCUUAAAUCAGCUUUUUUUGUAACAAAAUCUUAAUGUUUCUUCACAUAUAUGACUCAAAUUCAUGAAACUGAGCUCGUUCUGUAAAGAGAUGCUCUGAUGAUAGACAUCAGUCCAUCUGUAAAUGAUGUGCCUCCAGCAAUGUCAUUGUGUUGAUGUUAAUCUUCAAUUGAUCACGUUUUAUCCUUAUCACAUUAAAUUAAAAACAAGGAACAAAAGUAAACACGUGUCCGUCUUUUGUUAGGGUGUUGCUAAUGGAAACCAAACAGGUUUUUUCUUGUAAUAAUAUCUUUUUUUCAUUAAAAUUGUACAGCUUUUGCCCUUUUCAAUGAUUAUUGCAGCGAGCUGAACAUCGAUGUCAGCUGAUAUUUGCCCCUGUUUAGAUUUAUCAGCCCUGCAGAAAAUAAUGUGCCAUGUGCUGAUAUCAGCAGCUGAUGUUUAUCUGGAGUCUGACACUGAUUUACUGCUUUAGCUGAAACACUUUACUGCUGCUUUAGAAAAGAGGCCUUUUAUUGGGGUUCGAAAAGCCAUCUGCAGGAUAAACUUGGAUGAAUUUUCAUGGUCGAACGCGACAGAAAACGUCCACACUGCAGAUUUAUUACAGUAUUGAUGAGGAAGAUUGUCAGCGUGUGGUUUGUGAAGCGUGAUAUUUCAAACGUUUACACUCAAGGUCUGCACCGCCAACAUGACAAUGAACCUGUGUGUGUGUGUGUGUGUGUGUGUGUGUGUGUGUGUGUGUGUGUGUGUGUGUGUGUGUGUGUGUUUGCCCAGAUCCAGUGGGAGUGCAUCAACCCUAAAUACCAGAUGAAGAAGAAGAACUACAGAAACUCUGGUGUUGUCACUCUCAACCACUGUAAGGUGAAGUUACACACUCUCCUCUCCUGCACAGUCUCUCUGGGGACUGUAGAGAACGGCUGUUUCACUGACAGUCGAAGGACUGAUUUUACAUCUACUCUAACGUUUGCUGUCUUGCAGUUUCUCGUCCCCUUCUCUGCCCUGAUUGGCUCAUUGAUUUGCUUUUUGUCUGACUACAACUAAGAACUGUCAGCCUGUUAAAUAAUAUAAAAGCAGUUGCAGGAAUGUGAAUAAUGUAGCAUUUGCUUUUCAUACAUGUGCUUCAUUAGGUAUAAUCUUAUGAUCAGUGUCCAUUAAUUCAGUCUUUGUCAUAUGAAGCUCAGAUUUUACUUCUACUUCCACAAACACUCAUGCUAAAGCUUGCUGUCCUGUCAGACAAGCCUGAGCUUUUCUUUUAUUUUGCAGCUUUUUUUUUGUUUGUUUGAUGUAAUAAAAAAGCUCCAAACUUGUUUGUCAGUUAAUUUUCUGUUAAUUAACUGAUGAUUUAUUUUAGCACCAAUUUCAAGCGUCAGCGCGCAUCCACCACAGCAGCAUUCACCUCGUUGAGCUCUUAUCAGAUCCGACCUUGAACCAAAGCUGGGUCCUAAAUGUAAUCAUCCCCCUCCCCCCCUCACAGAUAAUCAAAAUGUACUCCUUCCUGGACUACAUCAUGGGAGGCUGCCAAAUCCAGUUCACAGUAAGUUUCAUCAGAUAUAAUCUCCUCAGUAUUUACAGCAGCAUGUCUUUUUCUGUCCAUGCUCACUCAUGUGCUGUGAAUCUCUGUGUGUGUGUGUGUGUGUGUAUUAAUAUCCCAGGUGGCAAUAGACUUCACAGCCUCGAACGGGGACCCCAGAAACAGCUGCUCCCUCCACUACAUCCACCCCUACCAGCCCAAUGAGUACCUGAAAGCGCUCGUGGCUGUAGGGGAGAUCUGCCAAGACUAUGACAGGUAGAAACCUCGCCAUCCAUCAUCGUUUAGCCAGCGCACACUCACUUUUAAACUCACACACACUCACUUUCAACCUCCCCUCAGGAGCAAACCGCCUGCAUGAACAGAUUCUAACAGGUUUAUAACGUCAAAUCAUAAAUCUCCAGCUCUCAACGGGUCUCAUUCACCAAAUGUGAAAAAAGUGCUCAGUCAGGUUUAAAUUGGUUUCCUGGGAUUUGGCAAAUGUGUUCAAACCACUAUAGUGAAUCCUAAUUAAUCUUACCUGACCUCCGCGCUUGCUAUCGGCACACUGCCAAUUUGUGCGUUGGAGAAAGUGGAAGUAACUCUCAAUCAAAGCCGUGUUCGCUGAAACAGAAAAGCAAAUAGAUUUCAGAUGGAAAGAAAAUGAACAAAAUAACAUCUAAAAUAGAAGAUGGAGAAAAGGUUUAUUUUCCCUCCUAGAGUGAAGUCGGCAAAAUAGGAAAAAUCAGACUUGAAGUUCAAUUACCAAGACGGAGGAUGUUGUGGUUCAGAAAUAUGCACUUCACUCAAGUAAAAUAGAAAAAAAACAUUGGUUUAAGUUUAAAUGUCCAGGAAAAAAAGGAAAUAGACUGACAGAAAAUUCAGGAAAAAUGUGAAGAAGUACUAGAAGGUCUGAAUUCGUGUGAAAUAUUCAGUGAGGUUUGAUGAAACAGAAGGAAGUUUGGGCAGUAAACAGGUCUGUCAUGAUGCCAGAUUUUCAGGUGAUGACCUACAUUCCUGCAAAAACAUCAAUCUUGACUAUUCUGUCCUUAAAAAACACCUUCAAACAUAAACUAGGUAAAUGUCACAGCUUUUAAUACUUUUGUUCUCAUCACUACCGCCUAAGGCUUAAAGGGAUAUUCUGGUGUAAAUUAAAGUUAGGGUCAAACACACUGUAACACCAAGUUAGACACCCCGUAGAGAGAUGAAUGUUACCGACUGCUUGCUUCUGUAGUUAUACUGACUUAAGUAAUGACCGCAUGAUAGCAAUACACAAUGGUCUACAUCUCCAUGUGCACACCAACCAAAAAGCCACUCUCAGCCACAAAUAAUGCUUAGAACAGCACCUAACUUCAUCAACAGUGCACAUAUGGUCCCAGCCAUAGUACUAGCCACCAAACACCUUUUAAUUUAGCCUGAUUUCUUUAGCAAAGAGAUCAAACAAAACUCACCCACUCUCCUCCAGCAGCCACUUGUUUGUGAGGGAGCCCUGAUGAGUCGAUUGGAGUUUCGCAGCUCAAGGAAAAACAUGAAUGAUUAUUACUUCAUGGAAAUGCAAUCAGACUGAGACGCUAAGGCAGAAGAGCUACCUCGUCUGCAGUGCAAAAAGAUUAUUAUGAUGAUUAUUACGUCAAGGAAAUGAUCCGCUGCAACUUAAGUUUACGCUGGAAUAUCCCUUUAAGUGACUUUGUGGCUGUUAGGAAAUAACAUUUUUGCCACAGUAUCAACAGGCAGAGGCAAAAUGCACCUGAAUCUUUAUAAUAAGGUUUAAAAGUACAGUGUAAAAAUGGAGUCAAAUUCCUGACUGAAAUGCCCCCUUGCUCACCUCUCCUGCCAGUGAGACGACGGUGGCCUUCAAGGACAAAAAGCUCCUGUGAUUCAUACUAAGAAUUAUUUCCCCUUUCGUCAAGUUUUUACCAUCAAAGAGUCUUAAACUACAGAUUCUCUUGCACACUAGUCAAAGAUUGUGGUGUUGAAAGGAACCUGGUCCUUAAGCAGAUAUAAUGGCUCAGUUUAAGUGAUUAUUAUAUUCAGGCGAUUACACACUGAUUUAAACAUUCUCAUGAAUAUUAUAUUCCAUUUUACACCAAGUCUGCUCCGCUAAAUGACACUAAAUCUAACACAUUGUAUGAAUGAUGAAUCACAAUGGUAUGAAUCACAACAAUUUUACAGAAAAUGGCAAAAACAAACCGGAGAAUGGAGGUUAAUUUGGUCAUUUCUACGCUUAAUACUGUACAUAAAUACGCUUCAUGAUCCUUUUAGUCCCACACACUCAUUGCUCAGUUGAGGCUUAUAUAGUGUUCCCCCUCUCGCUGGCUGUGCUUUAAAUAAGCUCUGCAUUAUGCCUGGUGUGCGCCCCCAUUUUCGAACACACCCCUGCCUUCGUUAUUUGCGCGUAUACAUGGUCUGAGGCAGUUCUAAAUUUGUUCACAGAGUGCAGCAAAUUCAGGUCAUGAAAUAUUUAUGAACCCGGGGCUCGGUCGUAAACUUUCUCACACACAGUUUGUGAAUGAAGCCUGAUGUUUUUGGCUGUCAUUUGUCUUCCCCUUUGUGCCUUUUUGCAUCAUUUACGACAAACCCUGCGUCUCUCUCUCUCUCUCUCUCUCUCUCUCUCUCUCUCUCUCAUUUCGUAGUGAUAAAAUGUUCCCUGCAUUUGGUUUCGGAGCUCUGAUACCACCAGACUUCAAGGUAAGACAUUCAGGAUGUGUGUGUGUGUGUGUGAAUGUGUGUGUUUGCAGCAGGAUACUCAAGAUUUUAGAUAUCUCUGGCAGGCACAGCUUGCCUUUGAUCAUCAUGAAAGAGGAGCGCAUCUGUCCGCCCGUGAAUUGUUCUGAACAUGUUGUGCCGUGUGUUCCCUUCAAAUUAACAGCUUUGUCUUCUCUGCCCAACGUGAAGGUAUCCCACGAUUUCGCAGUGAACUUCGAUGAGGACAAUCCUGAAUGUGCUGGUGAGCAAACAAACACACACUUGACUCCUUGACUGGUAGAAACUUUCUCAUUCAUGCAUCACACGGGGACCAAAACACUCUCUCAGUAUCACUGCUCUGUGGUCUCAUCCCUCCCCCUCGCUGUCAGACCCAUAUUUCUCCCUCUGUAUCUAUCCCCACUCUCCGUUGCUUCCUCUCACUCAUACCAAAACACACACAAGCAGGCACUUAAACACACACACACACACAGCUGGGAGAUUUGUCAAGUACUUCAGGCUGAAGAUACAGAGAGAAACAACACUAAUCUGUAUGUGUGAAAUGAGCUUGUACGCUUCUCUCCCCACAUUGCUGUGUUCCUGCGGUGAAGGUGCGAGUGUGAACGCUUUAUUUUGUGUGUCCUACAAGAGAUUUUGUUCCACUUUGUGACAUGCAGAGUCUGAUUUAGAUACAAGAGCUCUGACCUGGGGAGAUCAGAACACAAAACACUUAAGACAAAAAGACGGAAGGGGAAUUAAGAGAGCGGUGUGUGUGCAUGUUUCAGGAAUCCAAGGUGUUGUCGAGGCCUACCAGAACUGCCUCCCCAAGAUCCAGCUCUACGGGCCCACCAACAUCGCCCCCAUCAUCCAGAAAGUCGCCUCAUCCGCCUCUGAGGAGAUGCACACCAAAGAGGCCAUGGUGAGAGAGAGAAAAUGAGAAACUUUGCUCUGGUUUUGUUCCUGUUGUUGUGGCUGUCUGUGUUCAGCACACAGGGAGGUGAGGAGAGGACAAACAGCAAUAAAAAGCAGGACAAUAAGACAACAGAGGAGGUAACAGAGGGAAAAAAAGAAACACAGAAAGAGGGGAAUUGAAUCGAGGAAGGAAGUGAUUGAUAUUAAUUAAAUUCCAGUCAUGAAUCUUAAAGCACAAAUUCCUCAGAGCCUUCAUGCCUCCUGCUUCCCUCCAGCUUUCUGGUGGAUAAGAAUGACUUUUAUUCAAAUUAGAUUUUGACAAGACGCCACUUUGAAAACCUAAAAAUUCAGCCAACAUCUAUUCUUCCUUUUCUCCCACCCACAAAUCUCUCCCAUCCGCCCUUUUAGGAAUACUUCAUCCUGCUGAUUCUGACUGACGGCGUCAUCACCGACAUGGCAGACACGCGGGAGGCCAUCGUGCACGCCUCCCACCUGCCCAUGUCUGUCAUCAUCGUGGGCGUGGGCAACGCAGACUUCACAGACAUGCAGAUACUGGACGGGGAUGACGGGAUCCUGCGGUCACCCAAGGGCGAGCCCGUCCUGCGCGACAUCGUCCAGUUUGUCCCCUUCAAGGAUUUCAAACAUGUGGGUGCACUUUUUGAGGAAUCUAUAAAAUCUUCUGGAGGAAAAACUCAGCUUAAGAAAAAUGCAUCCCAGGCAGAAACAGAGUUAUUCUCCAGGGAAGUCCGACAACAUCAAGACAUAAACAAACGAGCCCCUUUACAAGAAUGCAGCAGCAGGGGCUUUGUCACACAUUUUUGCUCUGUUUGUCAGCUAAAUUUGUUUCUUGCGUGGAUGCGUUUUUAGAGUCUGCAUAACUAUGGAGGAACUCUUUUCUAUUCAGCUAGACAGCAAAACUUAGGAGCAGAAGACUUCUGCAGAUAACAAAAGAGGAGUCUAGUCUUGACCUGAUGAAACAUUUCAAAGCACUACAAGACCUUUAUCAAAAAAUACAAUUUUCACCUUUCACAAAUCAUUAAUUUAUUCUCUAUUCCUUUUCUAUAAAGCAGCUAAAUUUCCUGUGAUGCACAUUUCGGAUUUUAUUUUCAACCAACCAAUAACUUCUAACAAAUAUCCGUUAAAAGCCUUCGACUGCACAGGCAGAGCAUUUAUGGGCUUAAGGGAAGCCUGUGAUUCAAAUCUGGCAUCCUACCAAUCUGCCAACGCCAACUUUGUAAUACAAAUUCUCAAAUUAAUUACAAUAAAUAGUCUGUAUAACCUCAGGCAAUAAGCAAAGUGUGUGCAUUAAGAUGAGCAAAUAGCCUCUGUGCCUAAACAGAAACAUAAAACACUUAAAAAAUACUAUUAAAAAUACAGUCAACUUCAUUAAAGUGUAAGUGUAAGUGUAACACACAGUUACAAACUGUGCAGCAAUCUCAUGAGUGAUGGAUACCAGUUGGAUAUGACCAGUCAGAUCAUAUUUAGAUAACCAAAAACAGGACGAAGACUCCUGGCAUGUGUCUGUCUCAAGUAAAGAGUCACGUAAUGUAGUAGUGUAGGUCAGUGUUACUAGAUUAGAAAGAAUCAUGCUGAUUUGUUUGUUUGGAGGCAGAGAAUACGGGCAAAAAAAACACGAGGAGGAAAUAUCUUGUGAUUGAAAUCAUAAAAGAUUGAAUCGACUUAAAAUGAAUGGACAGGCAAAAGCAACACAAAAUUAUCAACAACAUACUCAGCAUAAUCCAAGGAUGACAUUUAACAAUAACCUGACGUCAUAUAAUGACACACAAGGCAAUGUAAAGCAACUGAGCGUGAUGUAACACAAUAAAACACAAUACAGCAUAGCAACAUAGUGUGUGUGACAUGAUGUGACGUGACAUAGUGUAACAUGAUCAUGCCCAACACAAUGGUUCAUAAUGUUACAGUUUGCAACAUGACAAUUCACAAUGUUUCAGACCAUCAUAACAGUGAACUGAGGCGGGUAGUAAGAGUAACUCUGCUCAACUUGUUCAAAGUCAUAAACCCCCUCAGCUUGCUUGCAGUGAACCUUGACCUGCCGGGGUCACUUUAUGAAAGUGGUAGGAAAGAGUCUGGAUAAGGAUGGGUGGAAAGAUUUUUCCUGCAGUUCAGUGCAUGGACUUCCUGUACCUUUUAAAAUUAACCCCUGAAGCCGAUCACAGUUUGAAUCCCACAGCUCUGCCCCACUGUAACCCCAACAGAUUUGUGACAGCAUUCUUAUAACACCACAAAUCAAGCAGUCUACUGUAGUUUCUUCUAAACUCAGAUCAUACAUUUCACACUGUGUUAUUCGUUUUUUUUGCCAAGUUGGGUAUCAACACAAGCUGCUGCUACAGCUAGCUUCCACGUCCUAAUGGGAGAAAUGGCAUCUGCUGCUGGAUUACAGUCCUAAAACAGAACAAGUACAUCCAUUUUAAUGCAGUCACAGGCCUGCAUGGAUGCUGGCUCCCUGUGAAUAUGCUAAAAAACAACUGAGCUUUAAUUGCUCAUCAGUGAUGCAGAGGAAAUGUGUGCAAAUGUGUGAUGACAGUAAUCUAGAAUAAGAAUCACAUCAGGGAUCUGAUCAAACAGGGACAGUGAUCAGUGUUUUAGUCUUUAUCGUACUCGAAAAGUUUCCAGCUGCAGCAGAUAAAUCUAAAGUUAAAAAGUUAAAGUUCAACUUCAACAGUGGCUUUAUCUAUGUGUGUGUGUUUGUGUGUAUAUGUGUGUCUGUGUGUGUGUGUGUGUGUGUGUGUGUGUGUGUGUGUGUGUGUGUGUGUGUGUGUGUGUGUGUGUGUGUGUGUCAGGCAUAGAGCUCUGUAUUCAGGGGGCAAUGGGUUUGAAUAAGUGGGUGUAAUAUGCUUGGUGUGCUCAUCAAAACACAUCAGCUCUUCAGCUCUCUGCUCAUUGCCUGUUUGUAUGUGUGUGUGUGUGUGUGUGUGUGUGUGUGUGUGUGUGUGUGUGUGUGUGUGUGUGUGUGUGUGUGUGUGUGUGUGUGUGUGCCUGUCUCUCUCUGGCAGCAUUAAUUUUGUUUGGCUUUGACAGGGUGUGUUUGGCCGGCUCUGUUAUGGUGAGUUUGGUCUGUGACAGGUUGAGAAAUCAACCAAUUACACCCUAGCUGAAUGAGGGGGAGGAUGGAAGAAGGAAAUGGAACUUAUACACUAACCAAAAAGUACAAAGUGAGAGAGAAAGGGAAGAGACAGAGAGAGAGAAUAAAUCAGGAGGAAACAGAGGAGGAAGGUGACGGGGGAGUGGUGGUGAAGACGGUGUUGAGAGGGAGAGUCAACAGGAGACCAGAGCUAAAGACAAAAGGGAGCAGGGGAGUGUGUGACAGAGGUGGAGAGGUGAUUUUCUGCUCCGUCGUUUCUUUUCAGAGGGGAUUAGCAGGACGGAGCUGCUGUGUGACAGGCAGAGUGGGGGGGAUAACAGGUAGAUAGGAGGGUGGAAAUGAGGGAGGUGGGGGAGCGCUUUGAUGAUGCAUUGUCUCUGAGAAUUAUGUGAGACGGAGUACGACAGACCCUCUGACUUUGAGGAUUCUGGAGAGGGUGCGCUGUGACAGCAUGUGUGUGCUCGCUGACAAGUGACGGGGCUGUGCUUAAUUACUUGUGUUUGUCUGUGUGUGUGUGUGUGAGAAUGUGUGCGUACAUGCACUUAUGUCUUCAUGUAUGCAUAGGAAUGUUUUAUUUUACUCUAAACUUGAUAUUUGAUACUUUUAUAACUACCAAUCUACCAUUUCUCCAGCUGUUUCCUCCUCAGCCCUCGGGUCCUUUGGUAGACAAAAACAUUGAAAUUCUUAUGAAAUAACAAAAACAUGUCCUAUUUUGAACUUUUUAAAAAGCACCCUGAAAAAUACACCUUAUCCAAAGGGUUUUUCUGUGUUCUUGUUUAUAUUCCUAUUAGUUAUUCAUUGCACAGGCAAGAGAGUAGUCUCAAACAGAUGCAGAGAAGUAUAAAAAUAGCUGUCCCAGAGUUGAACUUCUCAAAAUCCCCUCGAACCCCCUUAAAAUUCAGGGAACAUAAAAGAUCUGAUGAACAAUAAGAGACUAUUGUGGAUAUUAUACUGUGAGUACAGUUGAAUCAAAUGCUUUUUUAAACUUAUCCAUUUUAUGUUCAAUUUCAGUAGACAAUAAACUCACAAGGACAACACCUUACACGUUUCCAUGGUAACUGAAAUGGUGUAGGCUGAAGCUAGCUUAUUUAGGCUAAUUACUUACCCCUCUAAUGGUAAUUUUUGUUAACUAAAACUACUGAAAUAAUGAAAACUAGUAAAACGAGGUUCUGCAAAAACAAAAACAACUAACUUGAUCUACAUUGAGUGUUUACAAAUUUUACUAAAAUUACAAAAAAAUGUCCUUCCUCACAGUCUUUGGCACACACACCUUUGUCAGUCUCAGCAGCAGCCUCAGGUGUUGGCCUGACCUUCAAAGUUUUGAGAUCUUUCUUGGGAAAAUUUAGAUAGAUUAUUAGAUUAGAUAGAUUUAGAUAUCAACAAAUCAAGACAGCUUCUUGUUCACCUAAUGACUAGCCAUUGUUCUGGUGGACACGGUUCUUCAAAAAUAAUAUCCUUCUCGUUUUUAGCCAGGCUUUGUGGUAAAGAAUAAAGAUCUUAUUCUAUAAAGUCUGUCAUUGUAAUAUGAUAAAAAAAGAUGAUCCUUGAGGAUUAAUAAUAAAUUACAGUGAUAGUCAGAAGAAGAAGGGGUUGGUCUACAUUGACUUUGAACAGAGAGAGAGCGGCACACUAACCGGACACACUGUAGCUGCUGCAUCUUGAAGUAGUUUUUUGACGUUAACUGGAUGAAAGUUGAGUCCUUGGCUUUCACUGUAGUAAACCUCUUCCUCCAACGAUGCCCUCAAUUCAGCAUGAAUCCACCUGUUGCUGAGCAAAACUAGUUGACGCACAUGCGAUGAACAAGCAGGGGCAUGUCCAUAGUUUAAAACAGGGGUGGCCCUACCCUUGCACAGACUUAUUCAGGGGGGGAUGAAGCAUGUGAGUCCACACACAACUAGAUAUCAAUUGUUGUUGAAUUUAUGCUGUGACAAUUUAACCCUGUGGCUUGUAUUUAGUGGGUGGUUGUUGAUCUUUAAGAACAUACUAUAUAUAUAUAUAUACUUUUUUACAAUGGUGUCGUUAGAUGUUUUUUUUCUUUACAACAAAUUUUUAGACCCCCAACAAGUAUCUCAAAUGCAGAAAUAAUUACUCAAAGCAAGUGUUUUCAAAAGACAAAAAACAAACUAUACUUAAAACCCAGCUCAAAAACUAAUCAGAACCAAACUAGGGGGAAAAAACUGAAAUAUUUCAGAACUAUUGUAACCCUUUUUAACCUUAAUUACUGUUUUUGCAAUAAUAUGUUCAUUGCAAGAACAACACAGAUGCAUGUGUGACACAGUUUGUCAUUUUCAGAUUGCAUGUCUCACAGGUUUACCCCCACUUUCUGAUGAAUAAUGAAUGUUAUCAUUUCAGUUUUGGCUUUAUACAUUAUUUUUACUGAAUUGCAAUCUUCUAAGUCUUUGAAUCUUAGUUUAUUAAGCUAAAUUAAUGGUCAAUUACCAAUAUAGUUUUGCUUAUGAAUCAUAUGGCUUUCUUUUGCAAUACAAUGUUAGCUACAAGACCGUGACGGUCCUUUAUAUCCUUUAAAGUUGUACAGUCCAAAUUUCAGUUGAAUCUGCAGGCACAGGCGCAACAAUCUGAGAAUAACUUUCCAAUAACAUUCCUUGAAGCAUAAAUUGUAUCGGAUUUAAUAACAAGAUUAUUUAUAUAUUCUUCUGUGUUCUUUCAUGCAUUUUUAUACUAUAUUGACUGGGGUAAGUCGUGCAUUUUCUUCAGGAGCACAUUUGGAGGAGAAAACAGAGAUGGUACUAGAGGACGAAAGGUGAAAGCAGGGGUGUUUUGAGGUUGUUAAAUGAGCCUGUCUGAUCACAUCAGUCUCACUGGUUCAGACCUUUGACACACCAGACUCAACAGUAAAUACAAGCAUCCUUGAACCAUGCAUGGCUGCUGCUGUGUGUGUGUUUGUGACCUCUCUCCUUGUCUUCUCUCCCCAUGUGUCCGUCUGUGGUGUGUGUGUGUGUGUGUGUGUGUGUGUGUGUGUGUGUGUGUGUGUGUGUGUGUGUGUGUGUGUGUGUGUGUGUGUGUGUGUGUGUGUUUCAGGCCUCUCCAGCUGCCCUGGCGAAGAGUGUUUUGGCAGAAGUCCCAAACCAGGUGGUGGAUUACUACAACGCUAAAGGCAUCAAACCCAAGUGUAUGUCGGACUUUGAGUCCUCAAGGACCUUCAGCCCCUGACAAUGGAAAACAUGCAUCCAACACACACACAUGUAUAUCAUAUAUAUAUAUAUUCUUUAUGUACUGUAUAAUAAGAAAACACAUGCAAAAGCACAAGCACACACAUACACACGUACAUACGGUAGUCUAGCUCAGAGAUUUAGCUCGUUCUGGUGAAACAAUUUGAACUACUCCAUUGAUGACUAUUGCAUGUUUGGCCACAAAGGUGUCACCUGGGAAAUUAUUACUCUCUACUGUAUAUCUGAAGAUGUUUAUAGAAAUAAGAGCAGUCUUCUGAACCAGCAUGCGGACUCAGACCACUAUAGGCCACCCAAAGAAAUGACACUCCUACCUUAUUUAGAUAACUAGCAAGUAAAGAUCUGUGGGGUAGAGAAGCCAAAUAUAUGUGAUUGCAUAGCCGUAAAAAGCUUAGAAUUAGAAUUGCAAAUGUUAUUUGUGGGAACGGUCGCACCCCUGUUAGUAUACUGCAUAAAUGCAUGCAUAAUUCAGCUCUUACUAAUAUCCAAUCUCCCGUAGCCGCUUGCUAGUUAUGAAAUAAAGUAUCUCUGUCAUUUGAGUGACAUUCAGGGCUGUCUUGGGUGUUUUUUGGGUUCUUUUCUACAGAUUUCUUUGAGAUUUUGCUAAAUGGAAAUGAAAAACAGAAUUAUUGUAAUAAUUUCUUAUUAACCUUCUUACAUUUUAAAGAGUUUGGGAAGGAUAGAAACAAAGCGUAUGUGGUAGACACUCAUCUGUGGGCUGAAAACCGUUUUUUUCUGUAUUCUGCAUGAUGAUUACAAUAAAGAUGUUUGGGUUUUAUCAUUUUA